Molecule: messenger RNA, 747 nt
Organism: Ostertagia ostertagi
Lineage: Eukaryota; Metazoa; Nematoda; Chromadorea; Rhabditida; Trichostrongylidae
Source: the annotation of a GenBank genome assembly
AUUUUCCUGGAUUUCUACAGCAAUUUUCAGAAACCUGGAUUCAUUGAGCCACAGAAUGGUGUAAAUAUUUUCAAAAAGCUAGAACUGAAGGGAUUUAGUAUGUAUUGGAAUUCGGAUGCGAAGAUGUCAAAAGAUAUAGAUAUACCAAAGAACUUACGGGAUAUACUAGCACCAGAAAAUACCCCUAGUACUUUUAUCAUACAUCCUUGUAGUGCAGAACUGCGUAUGGAACGCAAUUCCAGUAAAUUUCCAUUGAAAGGACCUACGCCUCGAUUCAAGUUUUUCCUCCGUCCUGAAAAGAUAACGGUCGAAAUGACUCGUCGGCAAAUAGCCGAGUUGCGGGCACUGAACAGAGAAUGGGCACGAUUCGAACGAGCGCGUCAGCACAGGAAAUGGCGACCAUUGACUCAUGUCGGAGAGAAGCGAAGCAGUGCUGAAAGCAUAAAUGCAAGCAAAGGAUCGCCUAGUAAAGGGUCAACCCCGGCUGCGGGCUCUCACGAAGAUGUGGCAAUUAUGAAACAAAUAGAGCGAGACUCGCAGUACACAUAUCAUGAGCUACAUUUAUUCCGUGAAACAGUGUUUCGUCGUAUAAUGCGAGAAAAGAGCAAAACGAAAGGGGUAGAGUUGUCUGCUCUGGCUGAGGACACGUUCGAGACGAUUGACAGUCCACUGGAAGGAGAUACCGUCUUCACAUUCACUGAACCCAGUACAAAAGGAAGACGGUCGUGGAUUGUAUGGAUGGAUAAC